This is a messenger RNA of Effrenium voratum, 2997 nucleotides long. The record is from the annotation of a GenBank genome assembly. NCBI's taxonomy places the organism in Eukaryota, Dinophyceae, Suessiales, Symbiodiniaceae.
CUCAAUUUCAGGCCUGUCUUGUUUGACAAGUUCAUCCAUCUAUUGCCAUGGCUUUUCGCUCCGUCGUCCUGGCCCUGGCGGUAAACCUCGUGUGUGCGGACUUCGUGUAUGACGACAAGCUGGGGGCGGGGAAAUCCCCGGUGCUUCCGCUGGGAAGUGCUGACCGAUUUGUGCGCAGCGCCUACGAGAUCACCCGAACCACUACGGGUGCCUUGGGGAUUGUGGGCGGUCAGCAUUCCCAGCUGAUCUUGGAUUUUGGCGAUCAGGAGCCCAUGCUGGCCAUCGACUUGCACACCGUCCGCGAUCCCAAGAGGUCCGAGGAGCGCCUUGAUCUGGGCGCCAUCUUCGUGCUGCGGAUCCCCUUCGAGGACGUGAGCACCUCGAAGAAAAUGAACUCGGCCAACACCAUGACGCAGGAGGAGCUGAAAGCAGCCAAGGCCACGAACCCCAACUUCGCGGCCAAAUCUGUGUACCGGGAGAUGAGCAUGGGUCGGAAAGUGUCAGAAAGGGAGGUCUUCUCUUUCCUGCGGGUUUGGCACAAGCUCUUUGCGCACCGCUACGGCAAGCUGAGCUUCAAUUGCCAGGUCAUGAUUGGUGCUGCCUGGUCGUACAUGAGCGGGGGGACCCUGACAUGUCCCAACUGCCAUCUCUUCAGCCUGCCGUCGGGCGACGAGAUCCACGCGCUGUUUGAGAUGACCAAAGAGCGGCAACACGCACUGGCCAUGGGCUCGGUGGAGCACACCCAUGGCCUCAUGGUGGACACGCUGGACACUUUGAACGGCGAGUGUGGCUUCCGCGACCGGCUGCUCAUGCCCAACGUCUCCGCCUUCCCGUCUCCCCGGGCUUUGCCCUUGACGAAGCACCAGCUCUCAGGGGACGGCGCCGCGGUGUUCCGCGCCUACACGCUGGGGCUGCACCACAUCGGCUCCAGCUUCGACUUCUCCGAGCACCCGGAGGUCUUCCGCGGGGACCUGAGCUACGCCAAGCGCGCCUUCACCUCUGCGGAGCACGCCUUGCUGUACCAGGACGAUGACAACCAGCUGGAAAGGGCCGCGCGCACCAGCAUCAAGGUGGGGCCGUUUGACCUGGCGCUGAAUCUGGGGGGCAGCCUCUUCAAGUUUUUGCUGAAUCUCCCGGGGCAAGAGACGAGCAGUGCCACGGUGAACACCGGCAUGGAUCUCUUGCGGCAGAUGGAUCUGGGGCGGCGCAUGGUCAAGGUCGGUGACCAGGUGAGUUACAGUGGCCGGCAGCGAUUCACCUACGCCGUGACCGACACGCGCCUGGAGAUUGCCACCGGCGGCAUGCUCGACUCAUUGAAGAUUCCCUUGGGGAUCACUGGGCUGCUGUCGAAGACGAUGAAGUUCGACCUCUUGAGUAAGCACAACAUGCACGCAGGCUCCCGCAAAGACUUGCGCUAUGCCGGCGAGGUGGUGGUCAUCAACAAGAACCCCGCACAUGCGAACAAUGUGGAGCUCUGGACCGAGGAGGAUGAGUAUGAGAUGGUCUUUGACAACGGCUCGGGGUCGUACAAGCCUUACUGGCCGGCACCCCAGUUAGAGGAGCUGCUGCAUUGCAACCUCCCGGACGUGCCCGGGAAGUUCUCCAUCCGCGUGAUGCGGGGCUCCUUCGGCGCCGACCAAGCCACCUUGGACGCCUACUGCGACGUGUGGAAAGGCGUGGACGACAUCCCAGAGGCCGAGGAGUGCAAGCGGUCGCUGGGCUUCGUCGCCGUUCAGCCGGAGGUCCACAGGUGCUGCGGUUCGAUGAAGUCAGAGGAGGGCAGCUGCACGUGGAAGUGGUCGGGCGCCAACGACUGCGUGGAGGUGCCUGGGCAUUGCUGCCAGGAGACCGUCGUGAGCCAGCCCGGCGCCUGUCUGGCCGAGCCGACCUGCAAGGCGCAGAUCAUGUCCCACAGCAACGCGAAGGCCUUCCUGAACAAGGCGGACGCUGGUUUGAAGAAGUUGUGGGGCGGCAGGAGGGACGAGUGCUGGGCGCGGCAAUGGCGCACGCGCAUGUUCGACUGCUUUGCAGCCCACCAGGUGGGCACCCCGAUGAGCCUGCGCACGCAGACGUAUAUGAAGGAGUUGAAGGAAUACUUUGAGAGCGACCCUUCCCAUGCGAAAAGGUGGACCGCGUACCUCGACAACCUGCAGGAGAACUUCCAUGUGGAGCACAUCACUCUGGAGCACCUGAAGGAUGGGCCUACGAAUUUGGGCAAGGACAUCACCGUGGCGCAGUGCAUGCUGCCCUUCCUCAACAAUGCCUUCUCUUACGUGCCCUUGAGCCUCAAACUCUCGAACUUUCUCAAGGUGGGCGUCUAUGACCCCUCGGAGGGCCGCAUCUAUGGCGCCAACCUCCGGAAGUUGUGGCUCCAGUACCACCAAUACAUCUUCAACGAGCUCGACUACAAGGGCGAGAGCUACAAGACCGGCCACGAUGGAGAAGAGGGCUGUGGGACGGAAUUGACAAUUCCCAGGGCCGCUGACGAGUGGGGCAACGCCGUGUCCGAGUCCGAGGUGGAGACUGAACCGGAGACCUUUGAGCUGCAGCUCAGUGCGGCAGAGCUGGCGACCUUGAAGCUGACGGACCGGCUCGGCACAUUCGAGGUGCAGUGCGGCGCAGUCGUCACCGGCGAGGAUUUCGCUUAUGAGAGCUCCCUCUCUGGGUCCAUGAUCGUAGCGGUCCAUGGAGUCCCCACUUUGCACAGGUCCUUUGAGGACACAAAAGCCAUGAUCUCGAAGAGCCUCCAGACUGGGCCCGUGCGACUGAAGUUCCAGCGAGUGAACCCGGGCUUCUGCAACAGGCAGCUUGACGAAUGUCAGGACCGCAUUCCCAUCCCGGGCUCGGAGGACUGGGCGCGGUGCUGGUACACCAAGGGAGAGCAAGCCUGCGGGGAGUACUGCUGUUGCCCCAGCGGCUACCAGUACUACACCAGCUAUUUGUCCUCUGGCUGCAGCAGAUGCCCAUCCGAGGUCUUGUGACCUUGCCGGCGCCGGG